This is a messenger RNA of Glycine soja, 1603 nucleotides long. RefSeq names its product protein NDL1-like. Bases 307 to 1317 code for a protein of 336 amino acids. The transcript is spliced from 11 exons. The record is from RefSeq and is a predicted model, not a curated record. NCBI's taxonomy places the organism in Eukaryota, Viridiplantae, Streptophyta, Magnoliopsida, Fabales, Fabaceae.
AGUGAAACCACGUUGCGGGAGGCAAGGGCGCGGUUAAAAGAAAAAGAAAAAAAAAAGACAAAAUGGGACGAGGUUAAAUUCGGUUGGUACGGAAAGAAAGCGUCGAUGGUGGUUAACCCCAGGUUAAAAUUUUGAAGAGAGAGAGAGAGAAGAACACAGACAAGAGAAUGAAAGUGGUUGGUAUAUAAGGCAUUAAAGGAGGCUCAUAUUUGUUUGUUGUUUGGACCAAAAAAGAAAGGGGGAAUCGGUGGGUGGAGGCUUCUUUGGAUCAUCGGAGAGAGGCUUCUUUCCAUUUUCACCACAGCAAUGGAGAAGAUCUACCUCGGUGGAAAGGAGCAUCAUAUUCGAACUGGCUGUGGUAUUGUGUCUGUCAUAGUCUAUGGCGAUCCCGACAAACCAGCUCUGAUCACUUAUCCAGAUUUGGCUCUAAAUUAUAUGUCAUGUUUUCAAGGACUAUUUUUCUGUCCAGAAGCAGCUUCUUUACUGCUUCACAACUUUUGCAUAUAUCAUAUCAGUCCUCCUGGACAUGAGUUGGGAGCAGCUGCAAUUUGUGCCGAGGAUCCUGUUCCUUCUGCUGAAGACUUAGCAGAUCAAAUAAUUGAGGUCCUCAACUAUUUUGGGCUUGGUGCAGUGAUGUGUAUGGGAGUGACAGCCGGUGCUUAUAUCCUUACUCUUUUUGCUAUGAAAUAUAGGGAGCGUGUUCUUGGUUUAAUACUUGUAUCUCCCUUAUGCAAAGCACCUUCUUGGACGGAAUGGUUUUAUAACAAGGUGAUGGCAAAUUUGAUAUAUUUCUACGGUAUGUGUGGCUUGCUGAAAGAGUGUUUGCUUCAGCGAUACUUCAGCAAGGAAGUUCGUGGAAACGUUGAAGUUGCAGAAUCAGAGAUAGUUCAAGCUUGCAGAAAACUGCUGGAUGAGAGAAAAAGAACAAAUGUCUUGCGGUUUCUUGAAGCAAUUAAUCAGAGGCCUGACAUUUCAGAUGGAUUGAAAAGAUUAAAAUGUCGUACACUUAUUUUUGUUGGGGACAGUUCUCCUUUCCAUUCAGAGGCUCUAUACAUGACUUCAAAACUUGAUAGGAGAUAUAGUGCCUUGGUUGAGGUCCAGGCUUGUGGAUCAAUGGUUACAGAGGAACAGCCGCAUGCAAUGCUGAUACCUAUGGAGUACUUUUUCAUGGGGUAUGGGUUGUAUAGACCAACCCAGUUCAGCGACAGCCCAAGAAGCCCACUAAGCCCAUCUUGCAUCUCUCCAGAGCUCCUUUCUCCAGAAAGCAUGGGAUUGAAGCUAAAGCCUAUAAAGACCCGUGUUUCACUACAAGUUUGAAAAUGAUAAGCCAUUGAGUUUUGUAAUUGAAAGCAGUUUUAUUCUUAAAUUUUUUUUAUUGUUUAAAAGGGAGGGAUAGACAAAGAAGUUGUAGGAGGGGGGGGGGGAGGGGGGUUGUAGAUAGAAAAAGAAAAGGGCAUGGACAGAAUACGUGAAAUAUAUAAUAUAAUAUAAAAACUAUAGGGUGGAAAAGUUGCCUUGAUUCAUUUGUAGGUCUAUCUUCAAUAAAGGAAUCAUUGAGCUGUACACGUGGACUCUUAAUUUAUUUAUGAUUUUUUAAGGCACA